Messenger RNA from Polyodon spathula (Mississippi paddlefish), 1980 nucleotides. RefSeq names its product dolichyl-diphosphooligosaccharide--protein glycosyltransferase 48 kDa subunit-like. The record is from RefSeq and is a predicted model, not a curated record. Gene Ontology annotation, cellular component: oligosaccharyltransferase complex; endoplasmic reticulum membrane. The coding region runs from base 23 to 1426 and encodes 467 amino acids. Lineage: Eukaryota; Metazoa; Chordata; Actinopteri; Acipenseriformes; Polyodontidae. The transcript is spliced from 11 exons.
UGACGGUACGCUCGUUUCGAAGAUGGCGGCUGCAGGAGUGUGCAUGAGAGGCGGGCUCGGUUCUGCAGAGUCUGGUUCCACUGGCCGGAGGUUCUGUGGAGCUCGGCACCGGUUUCACAAGCUAGGGGCAAACUUCCACCUCGUCCUUCUCCUGGUUCUGGCCACGUUGCACGGAGCGCUCGCCGAUGGCAGGACUCUGGUGCUGCUGGACAACGUCAACAUUAAGGACACACAUUCAGUCUUCUUCCGCAGCCUCGCCGACCGAGGGUUUGAUCUCUCCUUCAAGACUGCUGAUGAUCCUGGUCUCUCUCUUAUUAAAUAUGGACAGUUCCUGUAUGAACACCUCAUCAUCUUUUCCCCAUCUGUUGAAGAUUUUGGUGGAAACAUAAAUGUGGAGACCAUCACUGCCUUCAUUGAUGGAGGAGGAAAUGUCCUCGUUGCUGCCAGUUCAGACAUUGGUGAUCCUCUGAGGGAGCUGGGCAGUGAGUGUGGGAUUGAGUUUGAUGAAGAGAAAACUGCCGUCAUUGACCAUCACAACUAUGAUAUCUCUGACCCCGGAGAGCACACCCUGAUCGUAGCGGACCCAGAGAGCCUGAUGAAGACUCCCACCAUUACUGGACCACCUACCGGGAAACCCAUCCUGUUCAAGGGGGUUGGCAUGGUGGCAGACCCAGAUAACCCUCUUGUAUUGGAUAUCCUAACUGGCUCAUCAACCGCAUACUCCUACUUCCCUGACCGACCAAUCACACAGUAUCCUCAUGCAGUUGGAAAGAACAACCUCCUGAUCGCUGGCCUUCAAGCACGCAACAACGCCCGCGUCGUCUUCAGCGGCUCCCUGGAUUUCUUCAGUGAUGCCUUCUUCAGCUCAGCUGUGCAGAAGGCCACGCCGGGCUCAGAGAGGCACGCCCAGAAUGGGAACCUGGAGCUGGCAGUGGCCCUGUCGCGCUGGGUGUUCAAGGAGGAAGGAGUGCUGCGAGUGGGGGCUGUCUCUCACCACCCUGUCGGGGAGACCACACCCCCCAGUGCCUACACCAUCACCGACCUUGUGGAGUACAGCAUUGUGAUUGAGAAGCUGUCUGAAGGGAAAUGGGUCCCCUUUGAUGGAGAUGAUAUCCAGCUGGAGUUUGUCCGAAUCGAUCCUUUCGUCAGGACCUACCUCAAGAAGAAAGGUGGGAAGUACAGUGUACAGUUCAAGCUCCCCGAUGUCUAUGGGGUCUUCCAGUUUAAAGUGGAUUACAACAGACUGGGAUACACUCACCUCUACUCCUCAACACAGGUGUCAGUGCGCCCCCUGCAGCACACCCAGUACGAGCGCUUCAUCCCCUCAGCCUUUCCAUACUAUGCCAGCGUCUUCUCUAUGAUGGGCGGCCUCUUCAUCUUCAGCAUUGUCUUCCUGCACAUGAAAGAGAAGGAGAAAUCUGAGUAGUGCCUGGAUGCAGAGAUUUGGAGGGGCAGUGGGUGUGCUGGUUCCCAUCCCCUCUCGCAGCUGCACUGAGGAAUCGGUAGUGGCUAGUAAGUGUCAUGGGGAGGAACAGCAAAACCUUGCACUUGCUAGCCGCUACCGUGCUCUCUCUGCAACGAGCGGUGGAAUUGACUUCAUAGCUGGGCUGUUUUCAACAAGAAAUACAGGCUGCUUCUGCUUCAACUUGUGUUUUCUUGGAGGAUCUCUUAAAUUCUUUGUGAAGGGUUGGGAUUAAUUACGAUCAUCAAUAUUGUUUUAGGUGUAAAUUCUGUUAAUGUGGGAUAUUAAGUUCAGGGUUCUCCCUAUGCUCUAUGUCGGUGGAAGCAUUCCUUGUAAAAGGGUCUGUUUGAAAAGUGGACCUCUUUCCCUGGCAUGGGGAAAUGCUUGUUAAAGCUGAAGCAGCUUAUAAUGAGCACUGCAGUUUGUUUAAUUUUUUUUUUUUAUAACAUUGAGGAAUUGGAGAAAUUCAUAACUUACAAAUGAGGAUAAUAAUAAAAGACAGCUGUGAUUAAAGAAAA